Messenger RNA from Acaulospora colombiana, 1473 nucleotides. The record is from the annotation of a GenBank genome assembly. Lineage: Eukaryota; Fungi; Glomeromycota; Glomeromycetes; Diversisporales; Acaulosporaceae.
AUGGGAUACCUUACAUUUUGCAGUGUGUGUAAAGUUAAUCCGGUUCAGACUGACAAGCGGACAUUAGAACCUAUCAGUAAAUUUUGCUCCGAAAAUUGUUGGGAAGCAGCGUUUUCCCUGGGAAUGAUUGAUAAUGAUAAAUGUAAUUACUGUGGUAGUUAUCCGAAAUUAGUGCUUGCCAAUGGUAGAAAAGUUGGUUACUGUGGUAUAGCAUGUCGGAAGGAGGCCGAGAAACGAAAGCAUCACAACGGCAGCUACAAAAGUUUACCGUCAAACCAUAAUGAAUCCACCAAUUUCCAAAAUUCAUUAUACCGAACAACAUCAACACAAGGGAGUUCAUCCUCCUCAAAACCUCGCGACCCAAAAUCCUUACUCAAAACACCUUUAAUUCAAUACAAUCAUGAUGGCGAUUCUUCAGGUUCUUUGCAAGUCACCUCCUCUCACAAAUCAUCGAAAAGAAGUUCGACUCUUCCCGUAUCCAUCCAUGAUCCUACCCCAAAUUCUUUGCAUGUCACUUCCCAUCAAUCAUCAAAACGUGGUUCGAUGCUCCCCCCGACCAACAAUCAUCCGCGAUCGCCCACUCCGAACUCUCUGCAGGUCGCUCAUUCUCAUCAGCCACUAAAACGCGGUUCGAUGCUACCCGCGUCCAACAACGAUUCGCGAUCACCAACUCCAAACUCUUUGCAAGUUGUCCAUUCUCAUCAUCAAUCAUCAAAACGAAGUUCAACGCUACCUGCGUCCAACAAUUACUCACGGUCCCCUACCCCCAAUUCCCUGGAGACCAUUGAUUCUCAGCAAUUAUCAAAGAGGAGUUCAACGCUUCCUGCGGCCAAUCACAAAUCACAAUCACCCACUCUAAGCCCUAAGCGAAGCUCGACGCUUCCCACCUCCGACAAAGAUUCACGGUCAAAUUCCCUGCAGAUCGCACAUCCCCAUCAAACAUCAAAAAGAAAUUCAACACAUCCCGAUAAUCCGAGAUCACCCACCCUAGAUUCUGAUUCUUUACAAGUCGCACAUUCACACCAAUCACCUUCACGAUCGCUCACUCCGACCCCAACCAAUUCCUCCUCAUACUCGCGUCCAAGUACGCCCAUAAAACUGAAAUCGCGGGAAAAUAAUAGUAAAAUUAGUAAUAACAGUAAUAGCGAACAUGAUAGUAUCAUCGAUCGCGGUGCUAACCAUUCUAGCAAGCGCACGGUCAUUCUGCCUCCUUUACUCUCGUUCACCCCAACACCGACACCUCAGGAUACCCAUGACUAUAACUCUCACGACUCCCAUGGUCUUUCUUCUAAGCGAUCAAAGAAUGCACUGUAUCGGGCCUCUCAACAGAGUUCUCUGCCAAAAAACCACGAUAGUAAUAAUGGCACAAAUCGACAUCAAAAAUCCCAUGCGGUCCCGCUAAUUAGCUUAGUGCCUCCGCCUGUUAGUGUUGGUCGUGCUAGCUGGAACGACUACGCUCACAAAAGAAGCUAG